CAUAGAAAUAAUGUGUACUGAGCGCGAAGAACAAUGCUGGCCGGUAACUUCAAAUAAAAUGGUUUCAGUGACAAGUCAAUUUGUUUCUUUCACCAUAAGUGCAAUCAAGCAAUUGAAUUUGAUUCCAUUACCAGAGUUUUAUACAACCAGCAAGACGAAGCUCAAAAUGCCAUUGGGCAACCACGCUGCCCUCACUCCUUUAGAAGAUAUGUCAGCUGGAAGAGGUCAAGCAGGUGGAGGGUCUCUUCAAAAUUGUCAAAAAGUUUUUAUACAACGAGAUUAUAGCGAAGGUACAAUGGUUAAAUUUCAAACACAAUUCCCUACAGAAUUGGAAAGCAGACUGGACAGACAGUCGUUCGAGUAUACAAUCAAUCAAUUGAACAAUUACUUUGCCGAAGCAGAACGUGCCAGUUGUUCAACUUUCUGUGAGGGCUGCCUUGCUUGCCUUACCGGUUAUUUAAUCUUUAUAUGCACUGAAACACAUUAUGAGAAGUGCUUGCGGAAGGUCGCAAAAUUUGUUUGCGAACAGAAUGAUAGAGUUUAUAAGCCACGUGGAUUAUUGUUAACAGAUCCAACAACACGUGGUCUUAGGCUAAUAGAAAUCUCUGUAUUAGACAGACCUGCAUCGUGACUGCAUGUUAGCCGAUCUACGGAAUUCUUCAUGUGACCCGCGCAUUUCUGCCGUAUUGCCAGAAUUACCGACCUACAUGCGCUGAUGAGUGUCUUUGGACACAAUUAUGCAGCACUCUGACUCAUUCAAGUUGGUCGUGCAUAAUUAAUUUUUCAUAAAAAAACUAGCAGAAUUUUAAACUAUAACUUGCACAAUUAUUGUAAUGAAAUUCAUGUGCAAUAAGGUUUAGCUCUCUUCGAGUCUAACUUUGUACUUAGGUUUAUUGAACAUAAGUAUAUAUCAAAAGGACAAAUUAUUGCUUCAAAGUUAUGAAGCACGUAAAGUCAUAUACAUUUACUCAAAGCAAGAAUCAAAGUAUUUGCCAAGAGAAUCUCUAAACCAAAAAGAGCAAAAAAAAAAAAAAAAAAAGGAAAAGAACAAAAAAAAAGUGAAACUUGAAGAAACAUUUUCUCAGAGCUUACGAUUCAAUGUCAACGCACGAGUUUUCAUAUUCGUUAAUUGUUUUUGUUUCUUUUUUUUUUUCUUUUUUUUUUUUUAUUUUACAAAUAUGUAAUUGUUUUAUCAAGAGACUCGUGAAAAAUUUAUUCUACAUAUUAGAAUAAAUGACCUAAUACAAGCACAUGGAUAUAAAUCACAAAGCGAUGUGUAAGACUAUAAAGAAUUAUUUAAUUUUUCAUGAUCAUACAUCAGAAAAACAGAUUUCAUAUAAGACAGAUCAUAAGAGAUUAACAUAUCCCUGUUUUAUCAUUCAGGAUAUAGAGCUGGUUGCUGACUGCAUUUAUUCGAUGAUAUUCAUGGACGUAAUCUACAGUCUAAUCUAUGUUUAUUGUAAAUCAAAUCAACAAACAGAGUUUAAAUUUAGAUAUUAUUUGAAUUUUCUAUCGACUGUUAAAGAACUUUGACUUUAUACGUUCCAAUCUUUUAUAUGCAUUAUAAGAGAGAUUCUAAGUUCUUCCCCUUCCAGGAGAAAAUAUCUUCCGUAAACUGUAAAUCUUUUUAUUUAUUUAUUUAUUUUGUCUUUUUUUCUGACGAGGCAUAAGUCGACGUAUUCUUCAUUGUUUUUUUUUUUCCCCCCUAUUCUUUUUUCUUUUUUAUUAAAAUACGUAUGUACUUGAAUUUGAAAUUCACUCGCCGUAAAAAUAAUUCCUACUUGUAGAGAAAAAUUGAGAGAAAAAGAUAAGAAAUGUAAUAUAUUUGGUCGAAAUUACUGGCACACAGGUAAUUAAUUGCGCUAAGAACUCCAAGGAUUGGCUAAAAGGGAAAUGAUUGUAUUUUGAGGUGAUAAGUAGGAUAUAUAUAUAUAUAUAUAUAUAUAUAUAUAUAUAUAUAUAUAUAUUAAGUUAAUUUUUUGACGUAUAUGACAUUGUGAUCAAGGAUAAGCAUAUAGUGUGGGCGAUGUGGACAGGCGUCUCGACGUUGUCAAAAUAAAAGAAUCUUGCAUUUCGAACGAUUACAAAGGGAGACUUGGAUUUUCUUUUUUUUUCUUUUUUUUUCUUUUUUUUUUUUUUUUUUUUUAAGUUUAGCAAGAUCGUUAGGUUAAGGCUCUAAUAAUCGUCUGUGAAUAAUAUAUUUUUUUUUCUCUUUUUUUCCGGAGUGUGGGAGGGGGUUUAUUACUUUUUUUUUUUUUUUUUUUUUUUUGUUAAAUAUAUAUAUAUUUUUUUUUUUUUUACUGGUAGAUUACGUAUAUAAGUUACAGUGAUCUCAAACGAAACAACGAUACAUCACGCGUGGAAUCUUUUAUAUGUCGUAUCUAUAACGAUAUGCCGCGGUUAUAAGUUGAUCGCGUGUUUAAGAAAAAAAAGAAAAAAAAAAAGA
Messenger RNA from Vespa mandarinia (Asian giant hornet), 2446 nucleotides. Its product is annotated as golgin subfamily A member 7. Gene Ontology annotation, biological process: protein targeting to membrane; peptidyl-L-cysteine S-palmitoylation. Lineage: Eukaryota; Metazoa; Arthropoda; Insecta; Hymenoptera; Vespidae. The record is from RefSeq and is a predicted model, not a curated record. Gene Ontology annotation, cellular component: palmitoyltransferase complex.